AUGAAUUACUUGGACAGAUUUUUAUCUGUUUAUGACUUGCCAAGAGGUAAAACAUGGGCAAUUCAAUUGGUGGCUGUGGCUUGUUUAUCUAUAGCAGCCAAGAUGGAGGAGAUUGAAGUCCCUUCCACUGUGGACUUACAGGUGGGGGAACCAAAAUUUUUGUUUGAAGGGAAAACCAUACGAAGAAUGGAGCUUUUGAUAUUGAGCAUCUUGAAAUGGAAAAUGCAAGCUUAUACUCCAUGCAAUUUCAUAGACUAUUUCCUUAAGAAGAUCAAUGAUGAUGAACUUCCGUCAGGGCCUUUGAUUACUAGAUCAAAUCAACUCAUCAUGAAUAUAAUCAAAGGCAUUAAUUUCUUGGAAUUCAGGCCUUCCGAAAUGGCUGCAGCGGUGGCAAUGUAUGUUUCCGGGGAAAUUCAAGCAAUGAACAUUGAUAAGGCACUGUCUGGUUCCACUGGACUGACUGGAGUAGCAAAGGAAAGAGUGGUGAAGUGUCUUGAGCUGAUUCAAGAUUUGACAACAACUAGUGGGACAAGUGCUGCUACUAAUGUGCCACAAAGCCCCAACGGGGUGUUGGAGGUUGCAUGCUUGAGCUACAAAAGUGAUGAAAAUACAGUUGGGUCAUGUUCAAUUUCUUCACAGAGUAAAAGGAGAAAAUUGGACCAACCAACUUCAGAAAGUGGUGAAUUCAAGUGA
Fraxinus pennsylvanica is the source of this 693-nucleotide messenger RNA. NCBI's taxonomy places the organism in Eukaryota, Viridiplantae, Streptophyta, Magnoliopsida, Lamiales, Oleaceae. The record is from the annotation of a GenBank genome assembly.